GCUGUUGAGUGGCAGUAUUAGUUUAGUUCCCAAUGCUAGCCUAAAUUUUCGUCAUUUUUCCUCGGGCAAUCGACAUAAUUGAUUAGAUUACAGGUGUAUGUAAGUGACAGUUGUCUCUACGAUCAUAUGGAUUAACCGGAUGUAGGAUACAAAGAGAAAAUUUGAACGAAUAUGACUGAAAAUGACGAUGUGAGAUCGGCUGAAGGGCACGCCGCGAUGUCAAUUUUGGGAGAUCGCUGGAUUAAAAUUCAAGAAAAUACCUUCACUAAUUGGGUAAAUCAGCAGUUAAUUGGAGCCGACCACAACGUUGAAGAUCUCCAGGAGGAUUUUUCGGAUGGAAUAAAGCUAUGUGCACUUGUCGAAGCUCUACAAAACAGAAGGAUAAAACGGGUGGUGAAAAAACCAAUCAAUCAACAUCAAUAUUUAGAAAAUGUCACACUAGCUUUGAAGGCAAUUUCUGAAGACGAUGUAAAAUUAGUUAACAUAGGAAACUCAGACAUCGUCAAUGGCAACCGAAAGCUGGUCAUGGGCCUUAUAUGGCAUCUAAUCCUGCGAUACCAAAUUGGAAAAACAACACAACUAAAAAUACCUCCAAAGAAGCUGAUGUUGGCAUGGUUGAAUGCUGCCAUUCCAGAUAUCAAAAUAACGAACUUUACCUCAAAUUGGAAUGAUGGCAUAGCUUUACAUGCACUUCUUGAAUACUGCCAGCCUGGUCUAUGUCCUGGGUGGAGAACACUCAACCCACAUGAUAGGGUUGCUAACUGUACAGAUGCUAUGCAACUUGCUGAGAAACACUUUGACAUUCCACAAGUUGUACGCCCAGAAGAUCUAGCGAGCCGUGACCUUGAUGAACUCUCUGGUAUGACAUAUCUAUCAUACUUCAUGAAAGUUGACUCGCCAGGAUAUUACGCAACUCUAAAUUACGUACGGGAUCAGUUGAGGUCAGAAGGAAAAACAGUCAACAACUUUCAGACUGAUUGGAAUGAUGGAAAGGUUCUGUGUUCCCUUGUCAACUCAUUAGGCGGCCAUAUUUAUGAUGUCAGCAACACUGACUGGCCGGGCAAUUGUGCUAAAGGUAUGCAGCAGGCUGAAGAGAUGGGUGUUGCACCUGUAAUCUCCCCUGAGGAAAUGGCAGACCCAGACACAGACCAUCUUGGAAUCAUGGCAUAUGCAGCAUACUUCCAGAACAUUCAUCCAAAUAAGCUUGUACCAAAUGGGAACACAGCCACGGAGACUCAUGCAAAUAAAGUAAAGUUGGAUGCUGACUUAAAGACAGUGACAGUCGGCAGUUCUAAAACAUUCCACGUUGAUCUAUUGGAUAGCCAAGUGCAAGAAUCGGAUCUCCGUGUAGAAUUACAAGGACCCACAAGUCAGCCCCCUGUCAGCCUCUUUUUCAACGGAGAUCGGGGAGAAGCAGUUUUUGUGCCCUCAGAAUCUGGGACCCACCAGUUGACUGUGUUCUGUAAAGGAGAGGUUGUCCAGGGUUGCCCUGUGAAGUUCCUAUCUGUGGCAGAUAAAAGUAAAGUACUUCUCAUGUCUAGCUUUGACACGUGCAAUGUGGGAUGUAGCACUGAGAUCAAGGUCAGUGCCCCCAAUUCUAUAGAUGGUGCUGUUCAGGUGGAGGCCAUCUCACCAAGAGGGCAAAGCCAAAACAUGUCAGUCACUCAGGAGGAUGGCAAAUUUAUGUCAAACUUUGUGCCAACUGAAAUAGGAGAGUGGACUAUAAAGAUCCUGUAUGAAGGUGAACACAUAAGUGGCAGUCCAUUCCAUGUGAGAGUCUAUGACUCAGGUCUAGUCAAAGUUUACGGGUUAGAAGGUGGCUCUGUGGGAGAACCAUUCAGUUUUACAGCUGAUACAUCAUCAGCAGGUGAUGGAGAAUUAGCUGUCAAAGUUUUAAGAGAUGGACACCUAGUUGCAGCUCAAGUGCUUGAGGACGGAGCCGGAGUGAAUAAAGUUAACUUCACACCAGAUGGCCCUGGUGUGUAUAUGAUACAUGUCUACUUUGGUGGUAAAGAAAUAUCAG
Molecule: messenger RNA, 2023 nt
Organism: Owenia fusiformis
Lineage: Eukaryota; Metazoa; Annelida; Polychaeta; Sabellida; Oweniidae
Source: the annotation of a GenBank genome assembly